Molecule: messenger RNA, 2808 nt
Organism: Linepithema humile (Argentine ant)
Lineage: Eukaryota; Metazoa; Arthropoda; Insecta; Hymenoptera; Formicidae
Source: RefSeq, a predicted model, not a curated record
AUGAAUGCGUCGUGUAAAGCGAGGUUGCACGGUCGCGAUGCUCCGCAAAAUAACAGGAUACGCAGGCUACUGCUAUCGGAGUACUGCGAGUUCUCCGAGACAAUUCUGGUGGAGUCGCCGUUCGCGGAGACCACGAGAAACGGAUGUGGACUGCGCCAGGUCACCUUGGGCCUCACGCCGACCAGGCUGAUCGUCGCCGCCGACGUUCUUCAAACUAAUCCCGGCUUCCUUUGCCCGCCUGGUAUCGAUGUCAGUAUCGAGAGUUUCGAGCUCGUGUCCGUGUAUCCUCUGGAAUACGUUACGCUCAGUGUGUUCAGAAGGAGACGCCGUAGGACUCUAAAGGCAAGAUUUAUAAAUGGUCGCGCGAAUUAUUACGAGCUCGGUGGUGUGCGGCGGAAAUUUUUUUGGAGAAUUUGGUGCAAACGGGUACAGAAAUUAUUAGAGUCCAAGAUGGACGGUAGCUCGUUGUCGGAAACAACGGCGGCGAGCUCGUCGAGCAGCAGCGCACUGUUCUUACUGUCGUCCGAGAUCGAAGUUACGAGCAAUUGCAACGCGAGAGGCAGAAAACCGAUAUUCAGAAUAUGGACGCAUUAUGGAGGCGCCGGUGAUUACGUUGCUCCUACAUGGACCGAAAAGGACUUGUAUCUCGGGCCAUCUUUUAACGAACUGGUGAACGGCCAUUACACGCCGAUUCCAGUGCGAUUUGCUGGAGCCAGUUUGGAAGAUUUGAGAUACGAGCUAGAGGAUCGUACGUCGUGCUACAUCGCCUGCAAGAAAUCUUGCCACAGCUGGCCUUGUCACAUGAAAUUUGAUGGUCAGGCAAAAUCGCAACGUGUUGGAGGACUGUGUAACGUUCUUUUCGCAAGAAAUCGUAAUAGACGUUAUUGCACAAGUUAAUGUCAAAGUAUGCUUGCCGAAAAAGAGUUUAUAGAACACAUGGAAAAAAAAUACGGGAAAAUCCAACAGCACCAUCAGAAACCGGCAGCGUCUUUAACGUCGAAAGUAUCGCGUUUUGGCUUGGGUGUCUCAGAAAAAUGCAAUUCCGAAUUAAUCUUGGGACCUUAUCGAGGUGAUUCGAACUACGUCCCCAGAAUUGCGCAUCACCUCGUCGAUCCUUACACAUUAAUCGAGAGCGGUGUGACGGUCUGGGAAGAUCAUUGCAGAUCUUUGAAGAGUCAAAGGCAUCCACGAAAAUACGCUUUCUCUUCAGCGGCGCAGUUCUUCCACGCUCUCGGGCCAUGGUCGGUCCAGCCUGGAGAACGCGAAUCCGUGCAGACUUUCAGAUCACCGAGCGCGGUGAACAUCCGUAGGCAACCCUCGGAUCCAGAGCUGAGGCUUCCGGUUUCGCGCCGUCAACUGACGGCAAGCAUCUCCUGCGCCGCUUUGACUUCCGGCGGAGCCAGCAACAUUGGUACAAUUACUAGAGGACGAGUGAUACUGUUCUGGACACCAGAAUACUGGUACAGACCUCAGGCAGCAGCGGCUGCUUACAGAGAACUGAGACAUCACUUGGCGGCUCUUAAGAACUUUCGAUGUGAAAAGGAGAGGCAUACGAAAAAGAAGUUCUUCUGCAAACGAAUGAAUCAUAUCUCGGGCGAGAAUGGCAAAUCUGAAAUCACAAUCACGGGAAGAUCCAGCAGUCUCUUGGAACGUAUGCUCUCCAUAAAUGGCGGCCGCAAACGGAACAAAAAGACGAUUAAAAAGAUGGAUAUCGACAGAAGUACGGCGCAAUUGCGGAGAUUGUUACGAAUGAACCUUCGCAUCACCAUAUGGGACCUGGAUAGCACCACACUGGCCACGCAACUGACGAUGAUCGAUCGCGAUCUCUUCGUUCGCAUACCGGCGACCGAAAUCGAAGUGCUGGUGUAUCAGAGAUCAUCGCGCAACUCACCGAAUCUGGGCGCGUGGAUCGCCUUCAGUCACCGGAUCGCUUGUUUGACUGUCAGCGAGAUCCUCGCAAUCAAGCAGAUUGACAUGAGGACUAGAAUCAUGGCAAGAUUCAUCAAUGCGGCUGACAAAUGUUUCACGCUCGGCAAUUUUCAGUCUUGCAGAUCCAUCCUAGCAGGACUGCAGGCACUGCCAAUCUACAGGCUUCGGAGAAGCUGGUCUUACUUAAGGACUCAUCAUGCUGUCAGAUACGAGUCGAUGGAAAAAUUAUCCAAGAUAUACAAAAGCCCACGCUGCUCUAAGUAUGAAAGAGCUUGGACCACAGCAAAACAUAAUCCACCUUGCAUGCCAUAUGUUGGUCAUUUUCUGAUCAAAGUCCUCGGAUUAAAUAGCUUGAGGAAUAUUCAAGAGAGCUUUGCAAUGUCUUCUAUAAAAAAACAACCAGUGCAAAUUGCUACGACUUCAAAAUCCUUAUCUAUUAACAACAAUUAUAAUAACCUUUACUUCAGAAAUAGAGAAAAUUUAAUAAAACCCAAACAAUGUUUAGCUAGACGUAUUUUCACAGCAGCACUAGACAGAGUAAAGUUCUCCACGCAUCAAAAGAUUAUUAAUAAAAUUGAGAAAGAUGUUUGGACAUGCAGACAACGAUACUUGGUACGCAAAUAUUUCCAUCGUUGGCACAUGAUCAUACUGGAAUCAAAGAUACACGCACAGAUCGAAGAAAAAUCGAAAAAUAUAGACUCAAAGAGGAAACACAUUAUCGAUGUUGCGACGUGGUUAACAGACUGUCAAAGAUACGCGCAGGGCUAUAAUUUUCCGUUAAAUUCGUUCGCGUACGAAUUUCUUCUGAAAGCGCGAUAUAGAGAAGAUCGCGAGAAUUUUUUUAUUAGUCUCAAGCUAGAGCCAUCAAAAACAACUUGA